AUGAAUGGGCCGGCAUUCAGUCAGUGUUCAAAUGAUACGUGGAAUCUCUACCAGGCGAACGGGUUCUUUUGCUGUGAGACCGACCAAAUAGGCUUCACGAGCACAGAAACCGCGACAGACGGGUUUUACGGCUGUGCAGAGGAUAGCACCUUUGACAAUACUAUUAUGCGCUCAUUGAGCAUCAUAAAAAUGGCUACUGAAUCGACUUCAACAUCAGCCUCAUCGUAUUCAUCAACAACGGCCCCCUCGGUAACAACCACCCCUUCGACGACUAAUACCUCCUCGACAACACCUAUAUCCGCAGCCAAACAAAGCACUCCAGACGCAAAAGGGAUCGCUGGAGGCGUGGUAGGUGGUGUUUGCGCAUUCGCUCUCAUUGCUGGGAUAAUCUGGCUUAUAAUUCGUCGUCGCCGAUCGCAAGCAUCCGCCAAAGGAGAAAAGUCCCAUCUGGAACCUGACGACCCAAGCAACCAUUCAGACUCUCCGCUAACUGGUGCCUCAUCGUCUUAUUACGAGGCACACGCGUUAUCGGAGCUUCCAUCAGACAGCCAACCAGGAAUACCAUCUGAAGCACUAGGGGAGAACAAACCGCGCUUUGAGAUGCCUGUGGAUAAUCGAGCGAGAUCUGAACUUCCUGCAACCCGCCAACCGCCCUCCGAGCUUCCUUAG
Penicillium hordei is the source of this 669-nucleotide messenger RNA. RefSeq lists its product as uncharacterized. Bases 1 to 669 code for a protein of 222 amino acids. The record is from RefSeq and is a predicted model, not a curated record. The transcript has 2 exons. NCBI's taxonomy places the organism in Eukaryota, Fungi, Ascomycota, Eurotiomycetes, Eurotiales, Aspergillaceae.